This is a messenger RNA of Lagenorhynchus albirostris (white-beaked dolphin), 2782 nucleotides long. It is a transcript of the gene USP14, whose product is annotated as ubiquitin specific peptidase 14. Gene Ontology annotation, molecular function: cysteine-type deubiquitinase activity; proteasome binding; protein binding. Gene Ontology annotation, biological process: protein deubiquitination; regulation of proteasomal protein catabolic process; proteasome-mediated ubiquitin-dependent protein catabolic process. Bases 665 to 2173 code for a protein of 502 amino acids. NCBI's taxonomy places the organism in Eukaryota, Metazoa, Chordata, Mammalia, Artiodactyla, Delphinidae. The record is from RefSeq and is a predicted model, not a curated record. The transcript is spliced from 16 exons.
CUGUUGCUUUGUUUUAAUUUUCAACAUAGUCCCGUGGUACUAGUAUAAUUCUCCUUUAUGGCAGCGGUCCUCAACCUUUUUGGCACCAGAGACCAGUCGUGGAAGACAGUUUUUCCACAGUCCCGGGGAGGGGUUGGGGAGGAAUGGUUUCGGGAUGAUUCAAGCACAUUACAUUUAUUGUGCACUUUAUUUCUAUUAUUACUACAUUGUAAUAUAUAAUGAAAUAAUUAUACAACUCUCCAUAAUGCAGAAUCAGUGGGAGCCCUGAGCUUGUUUUCACUUCCCACUCACUGAUAGGGUUUUGAUAUGAGUCUGCAAGCAGUUGAUUUAUUAUGGUCUCUGUGCAGUCAGAUCUGUCUGCUAAUGAUAAUCUGUAUUUGCAGCCGCUCCCCAGCGGUAGCAUCACUGUCUCAGCUCCACCUCAGAUCAUCAGGCAUUAGAUUCUCAUAAUGAGCGUGCAACCUAGAUCCCACGCAUGCGUAGUUCACUGUAGGGUUUGUGCUCCUAUGAGAAUCUAAUGCUGCCACUGAUCUGACAGGAGGUGGAGCUCAGGCGGUAACGCAAGCCGUGGGGAGCGGCUGUAAAUACAGAAGAAGCUUCUUUCCCUCACCUGCUGCUCACCUCCUGCUGUGCGGCCCGGUUCCUAACAGGCCAUGGUGUGGUAAUGGUCCGUGGCCUUGGGGUUGGGAACCCCUGGUUUAUGGUUACUGUGAAAUGGGGAAAGGAGAAAUUUGAAGGUGUAGAACUGAAUACUGAUGAACCUCCAAUGGUGUUCAAGGCUCAGCUUUUUGCACUGACUGGAGUCCAGCCGGCCAGACAGAAGGUUAUGGUGAAAGGAGGAACAUUGAAGGAUGAUGAUUGGGGAAACAUCAAAAUAAAAAAUGGAAUGACUUUACUAAUGAUGGGGUCAGCAGAUGCUCUUCCUGAGGAACCCUCAUCUAAAACUGUCUUCGUAGAAGACAUGACAGAAGAACAGUUAGCAUCUGCUAUGGAAUUACCAUGUGGAUUGACAAACCUUGGUAACACUUGUUACAUGAAUGCUACAGUUCAGUGUAUUCGUUCUGUACCUGAACUCAAAGAUGCCCUUAAAAGGUAUGCAGGUGCCUUGAGAGCUUCAGGGGAAAUGGCUUCAGCACAGUAUAUUACUGCAGCCCUUAGAGAUUUGUUUGAUUCCAUGGAUAAAACUUCUUCUAGUAUUCCACCUAUUAUUCUACUGCAGUUUUUGCACAUGGCUUUUCCACAGUUUGCAGAGAAGGGCGAACAAGGACAAUAUCUUCAACAGGAUGCUAAUGAAUGUUGGAUACAAAUGAUGCGAGUAUUGCAACAGAAAUUGGAAGCUAUAGAGGAUGAUACUGUUAAAGAGACAGAUUCUUCAUCUGUACCAGCAGUGACACCUUCUAAAAAGAAAAGUUUAAUUGAUCAGUUCUUCGGAGUUGAAUUUGAAACUACCAUGAAAUGUACAGAAUCUGAAGAAGAAGAAGUCAGUAAAGGAAAGGAAAGUCAGCUUCAGCUUAGCUGUUUUAUCAAUCAAGAAGUCAAGUAUCUUUUUACAGGACUUAAGUUGCGACUUCAGGAAGAAAUCACCAAACAGUCUCCAACAUUGCAAAGAAAUGCUUUGUACAUCAAAUCUUCCAAGAUCAGCCGGUUGCCUGCUUACUUGACUAUUCAGAUGGUUCGAUUUUUUUAUAAAGAGAAGGAAUCUGUGAAUGCCAAAGUUCUUAAGGAUGUUAAAUUUCCUCUUAUGUUGGAUGUGUACGAACUGUGUACACCAGAACUUCAAGAGAAAAUGAUUUCUUUUCGAUCAAAAUUCAAGGAUCUGGAAGAUAAAAAAGUAAAUCAUCAGCCAAAGACAAGUGACAAAAAGAGUAGUCCCCCAAAAGAAGUUAAGUAUGAACCCUUUUCUUUUGCUGAUGACAUUGGCUCCAAUAAUUGUGGAUACUAUGACUUACAAGCAGUGCUAACACAUCAGGGAAGAUCUAGCUCUUCAGGUCAUUAUGUAUCAUGGGUGAAAAGGAAACAAGAUGAAUGGAUUAAGUUUGAUGAUGAUAAGGUCAGCAUCGUGACACCAGAGGAUAUCUUGAGGCUUUCUGGUGGUGGAGACUGGCAUAUAGCUUAUGUUCUACUCUAUGGGCCUCGCAGAAUUGAAAUAAUGGAAGAGGAAAGUGAACAGUAAUCUUCAUUUUAGCUAUUUAUGCUUAGGUGUGAAAUAAAUGUUGUUUGUUGAUCAUUUCUAUAACCCAGAGCUUUAAAGGAAGAUUUUUAGGUGGUUUUACGUUUCCCCUCAUGUGGAACAAAAGAGGGCAGAAGCAGACCACUCUGUGUUAUCGACCUAAAAAAUAACAGAAAAGAGAAAAUUGCCUUUGGACUGUGCUGCCCUAUAUAAAAGUGACAGGAAGACAUUUUUAAAAAGCUUAUUUCUUGGAUUAAUUUUUAAAAAUUAUGAGUUGAAAUGCCUUUCAACCAUUACCUUCUGUGAUAAUUUUUCUUCCUGUCUUUUUCAGCCCAAGAUUCAGCAAUCAGAUGUUUAUUGCACACCUAUUACUCUAUUAUUUGUUGUUUUUGCAUGGUUCAAACCACCAGUGAUUCAGUAGCUGCCCAUCCUUUGCAUUAUCUAACAAAAAUUUUGCCAGGACGGUGGAAAGGAAGUUAAGUGUUGAUCUCAUUGUGUAACUCAGUGCUGCUGUCCCCAUCCCAUGGAAACAUGGGUACAAUCAAGUAUUUGUCCAGCCUGACUGUUGCUGGCUUCUCAUGACUUUAAAAUAAAUUGUGAUCAAUAAUAGUA